CCUCCCCCUCCCUCGCUGUUAAGAUGGCGCUGUCCAGAGUGUGCUGGGCUCGGGCAGGUCUAUGGGGCUCAGCCGGCAGCCCUGCACCUUUUGUCACUCGGAGGCUGCAACCUGGUCGCUGUGGCCUGGCCUGGGGGGCCCCUCGGUCUUCAAAGCUUCAUCUCUCUCCAAAGGCAGACGUGAAGAGUUUGCUCUCUUAUGUGGUGACCAAGACAAAGGCGGUUAAUGAGAAAUACCAUCGUUUCUUGGGUCGUAAUUUCCCCCGCUUCUAUGUCAUAUACACAACUUUCAUGAAAGGAUUGCGGAUGGUAUGGGCUGAUGCUAAAAAGGCUAGAAGAAUAAAGGCAAAUAUGUGGAAGCACAAUCUAAACUUCCAUCAGCUUUCUUACCGGGAGAUGGAACAUUUGAGACAGUUCCGCCGAGACGUCACCAAGUGUAUUUUCCUAGGUAUCAUUUCCAUUCCACCUUUUGCCAACUACCUGGUCUUCUUGCUCAUGUACCUGUUUCCUAGGCAACUACUGAUCCGGCACUUCUGGACCCCAAAGCAACAAACUGACUUCUUAGAUAUCUAUCAAGCUUUCCGGAAGCAAGCCCAUCCAGAAAUUCUUACUUGUUUAGAGAGAACCAUCCCUAUCAUACCUGGUGCAGGACCCCAGUGGCAGCUGAAAGUACUUUGUAGCAAGAUCCGGCAUGGUGCUCAGCCUGCAGUAGGUGAUAUCCUGGCUCUGAGAAAGUGUUUUUCUAACCGUCCUCUGGGCAUGAACCAUCUCCAGGCUUUGCAUUUGAAAGCUUUGAGCCGAGCCAUGCUUCUCACACCUCACCUGCCUCCUUUCUUGCUGAGAAGCCGUUUGAAGAAUCAUACCACUGUGAUUCAUCAACUGGACAAAGCUUUGGCAAAGCUGGGGAUUGGUGAACUGACUGCUCAGGAAGUGAAAUCCGCUUGUUAUCUCCGUGGCCUGAAUUCUACCCAUCUUGCUGAAGACAAAUGUAGAACAUGGCUGGGAGAAUGGCUGCACAUUUCCUGCAGCCUAAAAGAAGCAGAGCUGUCCCUCUUGCUGCACAAUGUGGUCCUGUUUUCCACCAACUACACUGGGACAAGGAGCUGA
Messenger RNA from Elephantulus edwardii (Cape elephant shrew), 1106 nucleotides. It is a transcript of the gene LETMD1, whose product is annotated as LETM1 domain containing 1. The transcript has 9 exons. NCBI's taxonomy places the organism in Eukaryota, Metazoa, Chordata, Mammalia, Macroscelidea, Macroscelididae. Gene Ontology annotation, cellular component: mitochondrial inner membrane. The record is from RefSeq and is a predicted model, not a curated record. Gene Ontology annotation, biological process: intracellular monoatomic cation homeostasis. Gene Ontology annotation, molecular function: ribosome binding. Bases 24 to 1106 code for a protein of 360 amino acids.